CCUUCAAAGCAAUAAAUUAUAAAUUUCUUUGGCAGAAAAUUUAUUGUUAUUAUUUUUGCUCAACAAAAUUAUGCUUCUUAAAUAAAUAUACUGCAAUCACACUCGGGUUGUUUGCAAGCAAAGUGACUGGUCGAACGUCGAAGCAGUGCUCUAAUGGUGUUGAUCAAUUGUGUGGCGAAGCAUGGGAUGUAAACCAAGUCGUCCGAAUAGAAGAAGAGACUCAAGCUCAGAGUCAUGUGGUUGUUGUAAUCCAGAAUGCGAAGUAACUCAACACGGAAGACGGGGUACACGCGGUCAGAGCCAAAGUCGAUAUGAAGCACCGCCGUUAUGUCGCUCACAUACAAAUGUGUGCUUAAGUCCGUCAAAGUGUCAUCUCAUAGCCACGCGUGUGGUAAUUUGUAAGAAGAGUCCCAAUUAGAUUUGUUCAGCGAACUCGACAAUACAAAUACAUGAAAUUUGUUUUGAUUUGAUAUAAUAUUUGAAGUAUUUUCCAAAAGGAAAUGUCAAAGAAUUAUUUGGAAUUUAAAAGAAAGUUGGAAAAAUAUUUUUGACUCAAAAUUUCUGUUGUCAAAAGGGAAAAACGUGAUUCGUAAACAAAAUUCAAUAUUACAAAUUCGCUUGUGGUCGUAGAACGGCGACCGGCCAUACAAAACGCUGUCAACAUUUCGGAGCACAAGCUGAAGCAGCUUUUACAAAAUGGGCAAUGUCGGUAGUAGUAAUCGUAGUGAUCCUUAUCGAUCUUCACAGCCUCAAAGCUAUCAGUAUUAUGAGCAAGCAAGACCACAGAUGCGGAAUCGUGAUCAAUACAAUGUAUCAGGAAAUGUGAACGAAGCGAGCGUGGGCCCACGUAUUGUUGUGCACGGCACUCCGUACAUAGACCGACCGAGCCAAUAUGAGGUAAGGGAACGGACACCGAAGAGAAUACAAAAACACAGCACGCCGAAAUCUUCACACAGCGGCGCAGAGAUGUGUGUACGCGAGUUUGGCAUUUCACCACAACGACCACAAGCAAUAUCAGAAACCUCUAUGCUCUCAACACAGAGAACACCGCGGCGACCUCAACCGUUGCGACCUCCAAUACAGGCACGUCCGCAACAACAGCAGCAACCAGUGCGCAAUCCGAUAGAAUCGUGUAAUUGUAAGGCCUGUCGCGAAAAGGAUGAGAAAUUAGCAGCAUAUGAGGCAGGUCCAUCAGCCGCCGCCAACACAACUUACGUGUCACCUAUCGAAUUGACGUCAACUUCAACGGCACCAAAGCGUAUUGCCUGCACCAUCGACAACUCUUGUACUGGCUGUAGCCGUGGCGGUCAGGGCUACAUAGAGCCAUACUCAGCAGCGCGCAGUACAGCUUUUGACAGGAACUUGAAUGACACGAGUCGUGAAAGGAACCGUAGAGAACAAAACGAAGUUUCUGUAGAACGUUCAGGAAGGAGUUGCUGCAAAUAUGCGGAUGAAACUUAUGCAAAUACGUCGACGCGUAUGCAUCAGAGUUCCACACCAAGCGAAACCCAAACAUCCAAGUGCAGGGGUGAAACCCAGCCAAUUACAUCGACGCGAAUACACGAGAGCUCAGUGGGAAAUGAAACCCAAACAUCCAAAUACAUGGACGAAGCAUAUCCCAUUACUUCGACGCGAAUCCAUAAUAAUACCAUCUCAAGGGAAAGUCAAGCGUGCAAAUAUAGGGACGAAACUUAUGCAGACACGUUUAACCGGAUGCCUUCGAGCAUCGUGCAAACCCAAUCAUCGAAACCAGCGCAAUUACAAGUAUGCUACGAUGGCGGAAUGAUAUCGAGGUAAGGUUAUGUCGCGAGUCUGUCGAAAUUUGUA
Molecule: messenger RNA, 1827 nt
Organism: Bactrocera oleae (olive fruit fly)
Lineage: Eukaryota; Metazoa; Arthropoda; Insecta; Diptera; Tephritidae
Source: RefSeq, a predicted model, not a curated record